Messenger RNA from Hyla sarda, 4005 nucleotides. It is a transcript of the gene DPYD, whose product is annotated as dihydropyrimidine dehydrogenase. The record is from RefSeq and is a predicted model, not a curated record. NCBI's taxonomy places the organism in Eukaryota, Metazoa, Chordata, Amphibia, Anura, Hylidae. The transcript is spliced from 22 exons. Gene Ontology annotation, biological process: uracil catabolic process; thymine catabolic process. The coding region runs from base 1057 to 3753 and encodes 898 amino acids. Gene Ontology annotation, molecular function: iron-sulfur cluster binding; uracil binding; dihydropyrimidine dehydrogenase (NADP+) activity. Gene Ontology annotation, cellular component: cytoplasm; cytosol.
CCCUGUGCUCCCUAUCGGCACACUGGGAUAAACUAGGGAUUAACCCUUAUGCAGUCUCUCAAAGUGAUGCGCGGCCACGUCUGUCUUUGCAAAUUUGUAGUACUAAUUCCUAAUCUCUUUUACAUUUUCCUAAGGGACAUUGUCAGGUUCACCAAAUGGGGGACAUUAGUGUUUUUUUUGCAGGUGCAAUAUAAUAACCCGGGUAUUCAUAACGUAGAGAACAUAACAUAUAUUACCCUGAGAAGACGCCCUAUCUAUCCAAGUCUUUUCUAUACACUACAGAUGUCUAGGUGGAAGUCCAGUUGUGUCCAGACUCCUCCAUCAUCUCCUCAGAUAGGACUCCACUGUGUCAGCGAUGUGUUGUCUCCGGUCAGUCAGAUCCUAGAGCUGGGAGGACAGAUACACUGAGUCCUUCAUGUGGCCCCACAAAAAGAAAUCACAGGAUAUAAGAUCAGGUGAUCGUGGAGGCCGGGACAGCGUUGGGGAAUCGUUUUCAGUGCGGCCGAUCAAGCGUUCUGAGUUUAAUUCAGGUAUCGAUAAUCAACCAGAUGGUAAUGUGGCGGAGACCAUCCUGGAUAUAUUUGGUAGAUCUUCCUCAAUCUGUGGUAUAACUCGUUUCUAUAACAAGCCCAGAAAGGAGCGGCUGGUGGUCCAAUCCCCAGACCAUAGACUCUGCUCCUGCUCGUCGCACAGAACACGGUUCCCAUGGGUUAGUCCAUCACGUGCUCCAUAAGGUCACAUGGUUUAUAAAGGAGCGGCUGGUGGUCCAAUCCCCAGACCAUAGACUCUGCUCCUACUCGUCGCACAGAACACGGUUCCCAUGGAAAACGAAAAAGACAAAACAACAAAUGAAAAUCCCAUGAAGAAUUUACUGUGUGAAGCAGAACGCGAGGUUCCCCGAUUAUCCGGUGCCUGAAAUGUGCGGAUGCGCCUUGUCAGAAGAGCUGCCCGACUAACUUGGAUAUUAAGUCAUUCAUCACCAGUAUUGCAAAUAAGAACUACUACGGUGCUGCCAGGACGAUCCUCUCUGAUAACCCUCUGGGCCUGACCUGCGGAAUGGUGUGUCCGACCUCUGACCUCUGCGUAGGUGGAUGUAACUUAUACGCAACUGAGGAAGGGCCCAUUAACAUUGGAGGACUGCAGCAAUUCACUACUGAGGUAUUUAAAGCAAUGAAUAUCCCACAAAUAAGGAAUCCAACGCUGCCCCCUGUGGAGGAAAUGCCGCCAUCUUUCAAGACGAAGAUCGCUCUGAUUGGUGCCGGACCUGCGAGCAUUAGCUGCGCUACAUUCCUGGCCAGACUUGGAUAUUCGGAUAUUACAGUGUUUGAGAAGAAAGAUUAUUGUGGAGGGUUAAGUGCAUCAGAAAUCCCUCAGUUCCGUCUGCCGUACGAUGUUGUCAGUUUUGAGCUGGAGCUGAUGAAGGACCUCGGAGUUAAGGUAAUUGAGGGCAAGGGCCUGGGAAUGCGAGGAAUGAAUAUAAGAUCUCUGAAGGAGGACGGAUUCGCAGCAAUAUUCAUCGGGAUCGGAUUGCCUGAGCCCAAAAUUGAAGAUGUUUUCCGGGAUCUUAAAGUGGAGCAAGGAUUCUACACGUCUAAAGACUUUUUACCCCUAGUGGCCAAAGCGAGUAAACAAGGGAUGUGCGCCUGUCACUCUUCACUGCCGUCCAUAAAGGGAACUGUUAUCGUGCUGGGAGCUGGAGACACCGCGUUCGACUGUGCCACCUCCGCCCUGCGCUGUGGGGCCCGCAGAGUCUUCCUGGUCUUCAGGAAGGGGUUCACCAAUAUCCGAGCGGUCCCUGAAGAGGUUGAAUUGGCCAAAGAGGAAAAGUGUGAAUUUCUACCGUUCCUAUCGCCCCGUAAAGUGAUUCUUAAGGGCGGCAAAAUAAGCGGGAUGGUGUUUGUUCGAACAGAACAAGAUGAGGACGGAAACUGGAUCGAAGACGAGGAUCAGAGCGUACAGCUGAAAGCCGAUGUGAUCAUCAGCGCGUUCGGAUCUGUGCUGAGCGACCCCGCAGUUAUUGAAGCCAUGGAACCAGUCAAGUUUAACAGAUGGGGUUUACCUGAGAUUGACUCCAAGACUAUGGAAACCAGUGAAGCCGGUGUAUUUGCCGGCGGUGACCUUGCCGGUUUGGCUAAUACAACGGUUGAAUCGGUUAAUGAUGGCAAACAAGCCUCCUGGUACAUCCACGGAUAUAUACAGGAAUUACAUGGCGUGUCCAUUACCGGUGAGCCCAAACUGCCUCUGUUCUACACACCUAUCGAUGACGUGGAUAUUAGUGUAGAAAUGGCCGGCCUGAAGUUUCUCAAUCCUUUUGGGCUUGCUAGUGCCCCCCCCACCACCAGCGCCCCGAUGAUCCGCCGAGCGUUCCAGGCUGGAUGGGGUUUCGCUCUAACAAAGACAUUUUCCCUGGAAAAGGAUAUAGUGACAAAUGUUUCUCCGAGAAUUAUUCGUGGAACCACCUCGGGCCCCCUCUACGGCCCCGGACAAGGAGCCUUCUUAAAUAUCGAACUUAUCAGUGAGAAGACGUCUGCGUAUUGGUGCAGAUCUGUUACCGAGCUGAAGGCCGACUUCCCUCAACACAUUAUCAUCUCCAGCAUCAUGUGCAGUUACAGUAAGGAGGACUGGAGCGAGCUGUCCCGUAUGGCAGAGGCUUCUGGUGCUGACGCUCUGGAGUUAAAUCUUUCUUGUCCUCAUGGAAUGGGAGAGCGGGGGAUGGGUUUGGCCUGUGGACAGGAUCCAGAACUGGUGCGCAACAUCUGCCGCUGGGUACGACAAGCUGUCAAAAUUCCGUUCUUUGCCAAGCUGACCCCGAACGUCACAGAUGUUGUGCAGAUUGCUAUGGCUGCGCAUGAAGGUGGUGCAGAUGGUGUUACUGCAACUAAUACGGUCUCAGGACUGAUGGGACUGCGAGCAGACGGAACGCCGUGGCCCGCGGUGGGGAGAGGGAGCAGGACCACAUAUGGCGGGGUGUCUGGCAACGCCAUCAGACCAAUCGCCCUCCGGGCCGUCUCCGCCAUUGCUCGUGCCAUUCCAGGAUUUCCUAUUUUAGCCACUGGUGGAAUUGACUCUGCAGAGAGCGGGUUGCAGUUUCUCCAUAGUGGCGCCUCAGUGCUGCAGGUUUGCAGCGCGGUUCAGAACCAGGACUUCACGGUGAUUGAUGACUACUGCACCGGGCUGAAGGCGCUUCUCUACCUGAAGAGCAUUGAGGAGCUUCAGGACUGGGACGGGCAAAGUCCUCCGACCCCCGCACAUCAGAAGGGCAAGCCGGUGCCCAGAGUUGCCGAUAUAAUAGGGAAGAACCUUCCGAGCUUUGGAUCAUUUUUAGAGCAACGAAAGAAGAUCAUGGCCGAGAACAAGAUCAGGUCCCGUUCUGAAAAUGCAAAUACUUCUACGACAGAGAAGAAACAUUUCUUCCCGAAGAAGCCCGUACCAGCAGUCAAGGAUGUAAUUGGCAGAGCAUUGCGCUAUAUUGGAUCAUACGCUGAAUUAAACAUAAGAGAACAAGUCGUGGCUCUGAUUGAUGAAGAGAUGUGUAUUAACUGUGGCAAGUGCUACAUGACCUGCAACGACUCCGGAUAUCAGGCUAUCGAGUUUGAUCCCCGGACCCACUUGCCCACGGUGGGUGACAGCUGCACCGGCUGCACUCUGUGCUUCAGCGUCUGCCCUAUUAUUGACUGCAUCAAGAUGGUUACCAGGACGACACCUUAUGUACCGAAAAGGGGCCUUCCUCUGAGCGUGAAUCCUGUGUGUUAGGUCAUUAGAUCAGCAAAUGAUGUGGUGAACUUCACUUCUACCACGGCUGGAUUACCGCCUCAUUAUCGCGCAUCAUUGGAAAUCCAAUCAUCAGACGAAGAUGAUAGAGCGCAGAACGGCGCCUUAAAUUAUCGCCCUAUGAAAUUAAUUCUUAGUCCUUUUGAUAAUUUUCUACCUGUAUCACAUGCAUACGUGUCGGGGGGUUCGUAGUUGUAAUAAAAAUGGUUAAUUUGGUAAAUAAAUCCGUCCUAU